Molecule: messenger RNA, 13247 nt
Organism: Esox lucius (northern pike)
Lineage: Eukaryota; Metazoa; Chordata; Actinopteri; Esociformes; Esocidae
Gene: cacna1ha
Product: calcium channel, voltage-dependent, T type, alpha 1H subunit a
Exons: 37
Coding region: 373-7602 (2409 amino acids)
Biological process (GO): sodium ion transmembrane transport; calcium ion import; membrane depolarization during action potential
Cellular component (GO): voltage-gated sodium channel complex; neuron projection; voltage-gated calcium channel complex
Molecular function (GO): low voltage-gated calcium channel activity; voltage-gated sodium channel activity
Source: RefSeq, a predicted model, not a curated record
GCUGUCAGAACGUAACGGAGCUCCGAAUGAAAUGGACGCGCGCGACUCUCUCCGCGGAUCGAACGCCCGACUUGUAACCAUGGAUAUAUGUGUGUCCCACGCCCACAAGGCGCCCAGUAACUAGACAAUACCACGGUAACACAUUUCUUCUUUUUUUGUACAUUGGAUUAUUCCUCAUCUGGAAAACAACGCGAAAAAAACAGUGAGAGAAACUAAAGGGGGAAGAAGAGAGAAGAGCGAGGGGAGAGGAGAGUGACACAAGCUGGACUGCAGAGAAGGAUUGUUUCUCGCGCUACACGGCAAGUCACCCGACAUGCUUCAAGGAACUUGUAAUUCCGUAUUGAUAAGGGUGGCUCUGCCUGGCUCUCUAUCAUGACUGAUGGCGAUGGGAGAGUCCGCUUCCACUACGCCCCCCCCCUCACCCCCAGCCUUACUGUGACCCCCCAGGAGGAGCUGCAGAAGGGGGAUGAGAGGCAGCGCUAUGACGGGGAGGUGAGGUUCCCAGGACCGACGUUCCACCAGGGUCAUGCCACGCACCCCUCCCUGUGCCGUCAGGAUCACAACCCCUCCAGCCGCCCCCACGCCGGCUUCCCUGUCGACGAGGAUGGAGUCGCGGAGGAGGGAGGCAGUAACACCUGGAGCCCCCGGCCAGAAGGUGGGGGUGCCGGAGGGGCCCCGGGAGUUCCUGGUGCCGGUCCCGGUGGUGGGGGUGUCUCCGGUAACAUGAGAGGUGACACAGUGACAGACCCGGGGGACCUGGUGUCUGAAGAGGAAGAGCAGCAGCCAUACCCGAGCCUCGAACCGGUCGUCUUCUUCUGCGCCAAACAGACCACACGGCCUCGGAGCUGGUGUCUACGCAUGGUCUGUAACCCAUGGUUUGAACAUGUCUCCAUGCUCGUCAUCCUGCUGAACUGUGUAACCUUGGGGAUGUUCCAGCCCUGCGAGGACGUCACCUGUCAGACCGAGUGGUGCCUCAUACUACAGGUGUUUGAUGACUGUAUAUUUGCGUUCUUCGCGGUGGAGAUGGUUAUCAAGAUGGUGGCCCUUGGUGUCUUUGGUUCUAAAUGUUACCUUGGCGACACCUGGAACCGAUUGGACUUCUUCAUCGUCAUGGCAGGGAUGAUGGAGUAUUCUUUAGAUGGGCACAACGCCAGCCUGUCAGCUAUCAGAACUGUGCGUGUGCUGCGACCUCUCCGUGCUAUCAACAGAGUCCCUAGUAUGCGUAUCCUGGUGACUCUUCUCCUGGACACUCUGCCCAUGCUGGGGAACGUCCUGCUACUUUGUUUCUUUGUCUUCUUCAUCUUCGGAAUCGUUGGUGUGCAGUUGUGGGCAGGGCUGCUAAGGAACAGGUGCUUCAUGGGAGAAGAUUUCAGAACGCUGUAUAACCUGUCAUUAAGUGCAUACUACCAGCCUGAGGAGGGAGAGGAUGACCCCUUCAUCUGCUCAGCAAUCCGAGAGAACGGAAUGCUACGUUGCCAUGAUGUCCCUCCCUUCAGCAAGGGACAGGUGGAGUGCUCGCUGGCCGCGCCCCCUCCGGGUCAGUUCCUGCUGACUGGGGAGGACAGGACCGGCGUCGGCUGUGUCAACUGGAACCAGUACUACAAUGUCUGUCGGCCUGGCAACGUCAACCCUCACAAAGGAUCGGUGAACUUUGACAACAUCGCUUACGCAUGGAUAGCCAUCUUUCAGGUGAUAACUCUGGAGGGAUGGGUGGACAUCAUGUACUAUGUCAUGGAUGCUCACUCCUUCUACAACUUCAUAUAUUUUAUACUGCUGAUCAUAGUGGGCUCAUUCUUCAUGAUCAACCUGUGCCUGGUCGUCAUAGCCACCCAGUUUGCUGAGACUAAACAGCGAGAGAAUGCGCUGAUGCGGGAGCAGCGGGCACGCUACAUGUCCAAUGACAGCACGCUGGCCAGCUACAGUGAACCUGGGUCGUGCUACGAGGAGAUGCUGAGAUACAUUUCACACCUCUACCGUAAACUGACCAGACGGGUACAGCGCAUGUAUACCACCUGGCACAGUAAGCGCCGUAAGAAGGUGAACCCUAAUGGAGGAGGGCCGGGUCUGGGGGGAGGAAACGGACAUGGAAGCCACAGCAUCCGCAGCACAUCUGGAAACGCCCCCUGGCUCCGCCCCAUACAUACACUACUGCAGCAUCACCAGCAUCACCACGGUCAGCUUAGCAACGGGGGACACAUCCCCCUAGCAACAGGAGAGGAGGACCUGGAGAUGAGGUCACUUCCUGUUCCAGCCCGUGAACCCUUGGUGAACCCAGGGGUGUCUCCUCUGGGUCGUUUGAACGGGGGGAUGAACUACCCCACUAUUCUCCCCUCCUUAAUCCGAAGCUCUACACAAACUCACCCACACAGACCCCACCACACCUCCUCCUCUGUCCUGUCGCCGCUGCCCCCCAGUCCCCUUCGCAAGCUGCACCACCUAAUGGGACAACAGAGUCGUCCUCGGCUGCUGGACCAGCUGGCUGACUUGGUGCCCUCUGCCCUGCUUCUGGAGCUGCUGACCUGUCCACUGUGCGCCAACGCCCUGGGGAAGCUGCAGCUGGACAUGGGGGGGCCGGAGAGCUCCAGGGGGGAGGCUGACACCCUGCACAACUUCCCCCAGGGAGAGGAGGGGCGCGGUGGGCGCGGGCGGCGGCGUGGCAGGUGUGGGUCGGGGCUUGCUCUGGCGUUGAAGCGGUGCCAGGACAGGCUGGCGGAGAUGUGGGGGGGCUUCGGGGACAGACUGAGGCGCAUCGUGGACAGCAAGUACUUCAACAGAGGAAUUAUGAUCGCCAUCCUCAUCAACACACUGAGCAUGGGCAUCGAGUACCACCAGCAGCCAGAGGAGCUCACAGACAUCCUGGAGAUCAGUAACAUUGUGUUCACCAGUAUGUUUGUUCUGGAGAUGAUGUUCAAGCUCCUGGCCUUUGGGAUGUUUGGAUACAUCAAGAACCCGUACAACAUCUUUGACGGGAUCAUUGUCAUCAUCAGCGUGUGGGAGGUCAUAGGUCAGGCGGACGGCGGCCUGUCCGUUCUGCGGACAUUCCGUCUGCUGCGGGUUCUGAAGCUGGUCCGGUUCAUGCCGGCGCUGCGGAGACAGCUGGUGGUUCUGAUGAAGACCAUGGACAAUGUAGCCACCUUCUGCAUGCUGCUGAUGCUCUUUAUCUUUACCUUCAGUAUCCUAGGCAUGCACCUGUUUGGGUGUAAAUUCAGCCUCCAGACGGAGAACGGAGACACCAUCCCAGACAGGAAGAACUUCGAUUCCCUACUCUGGGCCACCGUUACAGUGUUUCAGAUCCUGACUCAGGAGGAUUGGAACGUGGUUCUGUAUAACGGCAUGGCCUCGACUACUCCUCUGGCUGCGCUCUACUUCGUUGCUCUGAUGACAUUUGGGAAUUACGUCCUCUUCAACCUGCUGGUGGCCAUCUUGGUUGAAGGCUUCCAGGCGGAGGGAGAUGCCAAUCGCUCUGACUCUGAUGAUGAGAAAAGAUCUGAUAACUUUGAGGAGGAGGAGAAGAUUGGAGAGCUGCGGGACACAGAGCUGAAGAUGUAUUCUCUGAUGAUGACAGCCAACGGUCAUGUGGACCGCAACUCUCUGGCUCCUCCUAUCAUUAUGCGUACGGCGGCCACGCCCAUGCCAACUCCAAAGAGCUCAUUGGGCCCUGAGUCCAUUCUGGGGGAGGGGCUUAUGUAUGGAGAGGCUGGGUUAGGGUAUUCAGAGGCAGGGAUUGGCUGUAUGGAUUCUCGUCGUGGCAGUAAUGCUUCCAUCGACCCCUCUGUCUUCGACCGGCGCUCUCUGUCCAGCCCGGGCCGGCGGUCGCCCCUCCCAUCCAGAUGUCAAGGGUCUGUCAGUGGGUGGGGCAGUCGGAGGUCCAGUUGGAACAGUCUCAGCCGCGCCCCCAGCCUCAAACGCAGAGAUACCAGCGGAGAGAGGGAGAGUCUGCUAUCAGGGGAGGGAGGUGGGGAGGAAGAGGAGGAGGCGGAGGCAGCAGGAGGGGGAAGGAGCAGGCUGUACCCCCGUCCAGGGUCCUUAGAACUGCUACAGGCGUCCUCUCUGUGCCCGUCAGCAACGGGGGAGUACGAGGACUGUAACGGUCGGAGUCUUCACCACAUAACCUACGACCCAACCGUGAACCUUGACCCCAACAAGGAUCAGCUGUCACCUGAAGAUGAUCUUGAGGAUGAUAACCCAUGGGUGCGCCUGAAAAAAGUGCUGGAGAGCCGACAGCCACUCUGGUGUAGAGAACACGAAGAGUUAACCCUGUAUCUGUUCUCCCCUCAGAACUCGUUUCGUAUAUGGUGUAAGGGGAUGAUAAGCCAUAAGCUGUUUGAUCAUGUUGUCCUGGUCUUCAUCUUCCUCAACUGUAUCACCAUCGCACUGGAAAGACCCAACAUACAACUGCACAGCAUUGAGCGAGUGUUUCUGAGUGUCUCCAACUACGUGUUCACUGUCAUCUUCCUGGCUGAGAUGACUGUCAAAGUGGUGGCAUUGGGGUUUUGUCUAGGUCAACAGAGCUAUCUGAAGAGCAGUUGGAAUGUUCUGGAUGGCAUUCUGGUCCUGGUGUCUCUGGUGGACAUAUUGGUGUCGUUGGCCUCGACUGGAGGAAACCGUAUCCUGGGAAUCCUCAGAGUGCUCCGUCUGCUACGGACACUACGUCCUCUCAGGGUGAUUAGCCGAGCACCAGGUCUGAAGCUGGUGGUGGAGACUCUGAUCACAUCCCUCAGGCCCAUUGGGAACAUCGUCCUCAUCUGCUGCGCUUUCUUCAUCGUGUUUGGAAUCCUGGGAGUACAAUUGUUCAAGGGGAAGUUUUACGUCUGUGAAGGCCCGGACACCAAAAACAUCACCAACAGGUCUGACUGCCUGCUGGCCAACUACCAGUGGAGACGUAGGAAGUACAACUUCGACAACCUGGGACAGGCACUGAUGUCGCUGUUCGUUCUGUCAUGUAAGGACGGGUGGGUCAACAUCAUGUAUGACGGCCUGGACGCUGUGGGGGUGGACCAGCAGCCAAUGAGGAACCAUAACCCCUGGAUGCUUCUCUACUUCAUCUCCUUCCUGCUCAUCGUCAGUUUCUUCGUGCUCAACAUGUUUGUGGGCGUGGUGGUGGAGAACUUCCACAAGUGCCGUCAGGACCAGGAGGAGGAGGAGCAGCGGCUGCGAGAAGAGAAGAGGCUCAAGAUCCUGGAGAAAAAGCGCAGGAGUAAGGAGAAGGAUGGGGCCGAGGCCCAACGGAGGCCCUACUAUGCGGACUACUCUCCAAUCCGUCUCUCCAUCCACACGCUGUGUACCAGCAACUACCUGGACCUCUUCAUCACCAUCAUCAUCGGCAUCAACGUCGUCACCAUGAGUAUGGAGCAUUACGACCAGCCACAGUAUCUGGAGGAUACUCUGAAGUACUUCAACUAUGUCUUCACAUGCAUCUUCAUCAUCGAGGCACUCCUCAAACUAAUGGCUUUUGGACUGCACAGGUUCUUCAAGGACAGGUGGAACCAGUUGGAUGUGGCCAUUGUGUUGUUGUCCAUCAUGGGCAUCACCCUGGAGGAGCUGAAGAUGAACGCGUCACUUCCCAUCAACCCCACCAUCAUACGCAUCAUGAGAGUACUGAGGAUCGCUAGAGUGUUGAAGCUGUUGAAGAUGGCUAAAGGCAUGAGAGCUCUUCUGGACACUGUCAUGCAAGCCCUGCCGCAGGUGGGGAAUCUGGGUCUCCUCUUCAUGUUGCUGUUCUUCAUCUAUGCAGCGCUGGGAGUCGAGCUCUUCGGGAAACUGGAGUGUAAUGAUAGCAACCCGUGUGAAGGUCUGAAUCGACACGCAACGUUUGAGAACUUUGGGAUGGCGUUCCUCACACUUUUCAGAAUCUCUACCGGGGACAACUGGAAUGGCAUUAUGAAGGACACGCUGCGUGAGUGUCGCCCAGAGGAUCGCUCCUGUCUUACCUACUUGCCCCUGGUGUCGCCCCUCUACUUCGUGACCUUCGUCCUCAUGGCCCAGUUCGUGCUGGUCAAUGUGGUUGUGGCCGUGCUGAUGAAGCACCUGGAGGAGAGCAACAAGGAGGCCAAGGAAGAAGCCGAGAUGGACGCCGAGAUAGAGCUGGAGAUGGAGAGGGCCAGGCGCCUCAGCUCCGCCUCCAACGCCUCAUCACUGGUCACGGCCUACGCGGGGCCGCGCCCACACUCGCCUGGUCAGGAAGAGGAGGGGCAGUGCAGCCAUGAGGAAGAGCUUCUGUCACCAAAGAAGAUGUCUGUAUCCAGGAUGCAUUCUCUCCCCAAUGACAGCUACAUGUUCCGUCCGGUACGGCCCGCUAGCGCCCCAUAUACUCUACAAGAGGAACACACCAGUCCGCUUGGCCACUCCUCAGGCUCUGUGACAUCUGUGCGCUCGCAGCCUUGUGAGAACCGGAGUCUGUUGCAGGUGCCCAGUUUGUCUCCUCCCCCUUCUUCUGGCUCCACCCUCCCUCGCAUCGCACCUCCCAGGCCGAGCCCCUCACCCAGAGCAAUGCGUAGACAGGUGGCGGUAAAAGUGGUCUCCGUGGAAGUUCAGUGUCUUCACACCAGAGACUCUUUAGAGAAACAGGACCCCCUUUCCGUCCCUCCACCCCAGCCUCUAGCCCUGCUGCCCUCCCACCCCUCCUCUCCUCCCACCAACUCUGACCCUGCUGAUGAGGAGGUGUGUCACAUCACCUGCUCUGCCCGCCAUUGGUGGGAAGGACAUGGAAGUGGGCGGAGUCACUCCCUCUCCCCCUAUGCCUCUCCUGUCUCCCCACCCUCCCCCUACCCGAGGAGCAGAGGGAGCGCGCUCAAUCUGCGGGUGGCGGGGCUAAAAGGUCAAGACUCUGGAAAGGUCUUUGGCGUGGACUCCCAGUGCUCCUUGGAUAAACCCUGUUUCCCUGACGACCUGCGACGACACUCCGUUGAAAUUUUCCUUCCUCCUCCGGGCGACCCGCUCCUGGAAUAUGUAGGGGAGGUGACCGGAGGAGGGAGGAGGCCCGGGGGCCAAGGUUCAGAGGGCAAGGUUCACAGGAAGAAGAAGAUGAGCCCCCCGUGCAUCUCCAUCCACCCUCCGUGUGAACCCCCAGGCCACGCCCUCUCAGAGCCCACGGUGGAAUGCAGCACCAUGCUGAGGCGCCGGACCCCGUCCUCCGAACUGACCGACACACACACACCCUCACACACACACGCGCGCCACCACACACCGACUGACACACAGACGCGUCACCACACACAGAUUAACACACACACACAGACACGUCACCACACACCGAUUACCGCUCACACACCCAUGCAAACUCUUCCCCAGUCAGUAACACACAGUCUGCCACAUGCGCACACUCUUAUUCACACACGCACUCAACCUUAUCUGCAUACACACACUCUGUCUCACACGCACACACUGUCUUACAGGCACUCCCCACCCCUGACAUCUGAAACUAGACACCAUUCCCUCUGUGCUAACUACCUUCCCCUCCCUCAGUUCACUUUUGAUCCAACAGAGCCCAGACACAUGAGUGGUAGGUCCCCCGGCCUAUCAGACAAUGACCCAGCCUCAAGCCCCUCCCAUUUUGACAGAGGAGCCGGGUUUAGCUCAGUGAACAGUAGAACUGCCCAGUAAGCGCAGGGCCUGUAAGAAGAAGAGGAUUGGAUAGAAAGCCUCAUCCCAAUCCUGAGGGUGUGGCCCGUUCUGGACGUGGACUCAGUAGAUGGACAAAAACAAAAGAAGAGAAAGACCGUUUAAAUGGCGAGAGUCAGAGAGAGGCUGGUUGUCGUGGGACUGUAUCUUGGUGUUGUCUCUAGGACUAAAGCCUCAUAAAUCUGUAGCCAAAGUUUUUCCUCCUCACGCAAGCCAGCCAGCCAAUCAGCAAGCCAGCCAAUCAGGAACAAACAUUUCUCACACUCGUCCCUCGUGAGAUGAUCAGGAACCAGCGUCUGGCUGACCUCUGACCCUGAAAAGAAGUGAUGGGAGCGUGACGUGGCUGGGUGUUUGUUCAGGUCCUCCUGUUUCCUGUCCUGCUCCACAGUCAUAUUACAGAGAGGAGAGGAGAGGAGAGGAAGAAACGUGUUUUAUCCCAUAUGCAUCCAGCUUUCCAGAAGCUCUCUGUCACGAAGAGGAAGAACAGAGAGUUCUUCUGUGUAUCUCACAAUGUACAUAAAGAAAAUACUGUAAUGCUGAGAUUAAAUAGCUCUACCCAUAUGCACAUUAUUUUUCUAGAGAUCUCUAAUGUUUUUGCACACCAACGAGUUGAACCGUCCGACGUGGCUGUCACAUUCCGCUGUCCUCCUGUGAAUUCAUGUUUUGUAAAAUGGAAGCAGUGCCGGGCCGAACACUGUCCUUCACUGGUCCACUUCACUGACUCAACCAGUGUUGAACUCAAGAUGAAUCUUCAUUUAUCACCACUGACGAUGUGUGCUGCCCUCUGCUGGGGAGGAGAAGGGAUUUAUUUUUCUAUGGUGAGGAUGUGGAGGGAGGAGCACUGAUGAGUUUGUGAAGAUAACUGAAGACAACCAAACUAACCACCAGAGAGCAAUAAAGAUCUAGCUGGCCCUCUGGUCCCUAUGUAGCUGAGGCCUCUGAAGGCCAGUCUGUAGAAAAUAGGGUUCAGUCCCCUAUGGGCCAGUCUGUAGAGAAUAAGAUUCAGUCCCCUGUGGGCCAGUCUGUAGUGAAUAGAGUUCAGUCCCCUAUGGGCCAGUCUGUAGUGAAUAGGGUUCAAUACUCCACAGGCCAGUCUGUAGUGAAUAGGAUUCUCCCCUAUGGGCCAGUCUGUAGUGAAUAGGGUUCAGUACUCCACAGGCCAGUCUGUAGUGAAUAGGGUUCUGUCCCCUAUUGGCCAGUCUGUAGAGAAUAGGAUUCAGUCCCCUAUGGGCCAGUCUGUAGUGAAUAAGAUUCUCCCCUAUGGGCCAGUCUGUAGUGAAUAAGAUUCUCCCCUAUGGGCCAGUCUGUAGUGAAUAGGAUUCAGUACUCCACAGGCCAGUCUGUAGUGAAUAGGGUUCUGUCCCCUAUGGGCCAGUCUGUAGUGAAUAGGUUUCAGUACUCCAUGGGCCAGUCUGUGAAUAGGAUUUAGUCCCCUACAGGAUAGUCUGUAGAAAUAGGAUUCAGUCCCCUACAGGUUAGUCUGAAGGGAAUCAUUUCCAGACUUCUACGGGCCCGUCUAUAGAGAACAGGUUCCAGUCGCCUACGGGCCAGUCUGUAUAGAAUAGGGUUUAGUCCCCUACAGGCCAGUCUGUAGUGAAUACGGUUUAGUUCCCUACAGGCUAAUCUGUUGUGAAUAGGGUUUAGUCCCCCACAGGCCAGUCUGUAGUGAAUAGGGUUUAGUCCCCUACAGGCCAGUUUGUAGUUAAUAGGGUUUAGUCCCCUACAGGCCAGUCUGUAGUGAAUAGGGUUUAGUCCCCUACAGGCCAGUUUGUAGUUAAUAGGGUUUAGUCCCCUACAGGCCAGUCUGUAGUGAAUAAGGUUUAGUCCCCUACAGGCUAAUCUGUUGUGAAUAGGGUUUAGUCCCCCACAGGCCACUCUGUAGUGAAUAGGGUUUAGUCCCCUACAGGCCAGUUUGUAGUUAAUAGGGUUUAGUCCCCUACAGGCCAGUCUGUAGUGAAUAGGGUUUAGUCCCCUACAGGCCAGUUUGUAGUUAAUAGGGUUUAGUCCCCCACAGGCCAGUCUGUAGUGAAUAAGGUUUAGUCCCCUACAGGCUAAUCUGUUGUGAAUAGGGUUUAGUCCCCCACAGGCCACUCUGUAGUGAAUAGGGUUUAGUCCCCUACAGGCCAGUUUGUAGUUAAUAGGGUUUAGUCCCCUACAGGCCAGUCUGUAGUGAAUAGGGUUUAGUCCCCUACAGGCCAGUUUGUAGUUAAUAGGGUUUAGUCCCCCACAGGCCAGUCUGUAGUGAAUAAGGUUUAGUCCCCUACAGGCUAAUCUGUUGUGAAUAGGGUUUAGUCCCCCACAGGCCAGUCUGUACUGAAUAGGGUUCAGUCCUCUACGGGCCAGUCUUAUAUGACACUGUUAUUUACUAACCUACUCCACCAUGGUAAACAUGUGACUUGUGUUUUUCCUAUAGCAACUAGCUGGUCACAGUCAUCAUCCCUUUGCACUGACACAUUCUAUCAAGGCUUGUCUGAGGGCCUGAUGGAUAGUUAAUCUAUUGAUCAGUGUUGUCUGAGGGCCUAAUGGAUAGUUAAUCUAUUGAUCAGUGUUGUCUGAGGGCCUAAUGGAUAGUUAAUCUAUUGAUCAGUGUUGUCUGAGUGCCUGAUGGAUAGGUAAUCUAUUGAUCAGUGUUGUCUGAGUGCCUGAUGGAUAGGUAAUCUAUUGAUCAGUGUUGUCUGAGGGCCUAAUGGAUAGUUAAUCUGUUGAUCAGUUCUGUCUGAGGAACUGAUUGAUAGGUAAUAUAUUGAUCAGUUCUGUCUGAGGGCAUGCUAGAUAGGUGAUCUAUUGAUCAGUUCUGUCUGAGGGCCUGAUGGAUAGUUAAUCUAUUGAUCAGUUCUGUCUGAGGGCAUGCUAGAUAGUUAAUCUAUUGAUCAGUUCUGUCUGAGGGCAUGGUAGAUAGUUAAUCUAUUGAUCAGUUCUGUCUGAGGGCAUGCUAGAUAGGUGAUCUAUUGAUCAGUUCCUGUCUUAGGGCAUGCUAGAUUGGUGAUCUAUUGAUCAGUUCUGUCUGAGGGCAUGGUAGAUAGGUGAUCAAUGGAUCAGUUCGAUCUGUGGGCAUGGUAGAUAGGUGGCUGACCUAGAGUGUUACAGGCUGAUCUAGCAGGCCAGUUCAUCUGUGACACCCCUCUGGUUGGCCUGUUUAUUUUAAACUACCCAGUGGGAAAUACGUUUGAGGAUGCAGGAUAACAGUAUAGCACAACAUACAGUAUAUGAAUAAAUAUUCACAUGUCUCUUUGUUAUUUAUUGCUAGACAGGUGUUGCCUGUUUUUCAUUUUCUACCCUGUUUGAUUUCACUGUGGAACAAAAGAGAGUUUUGAUUGGAUGAAGGGACAAUGUUUGUUCACUAGGAAGUAAAAGCCUGACGUGUAUCCAUUCAUCCGUCUUGCCGACCCCUCCCUCCCCCUACGGCCUAACUAGUUUGACCCCUGACCUAUAACUUAAGGAACAGGUGCCUCAAGAUGAAGUGAGAUCACCUGACACAAGCCAACUUCCUGUCGUCGUUAUUCGUUUUAUUAUUGAUGUAGUGUUUAAGAGUGUCAGGCUGAGAUUCAAUCUGAUCUGUGUUAGAGUUCCUCCACAGUGCGCGUCACUUUAUGAUGGCCAUUUACGAUUGAUCCGACAAUUACAGAGUAACUUCACAGACAAAAGGGGGUUCCUCUGGCCAGAUGUUGCAGAUCAGUUGGGGAGGUGGCACGCAACCCUUGGUCUAUGCCUGUAACGUGUGAACAGAGGAACGUGCCCAAAGCGAGACAGGGUUUGAAUCCCAGCCUCACACAUAGGAUCUAGCUGUAGAAUCUGCUCUCAUUUAUUUUUGAUUUAGAAGCAGACCCUUUUCCCUAAUGCCAUAUUUACCAAUGCAGUUUGGUAGAAAAUAAUACAGAAUUAAUCAUAAUAGUUUAAGAGUUUCACAGAUGUAUUUGAUUCCUCCAAUAUUUUUUAUGAGGAAACAUUUUGGACUAUUUGCAUGUUGCUGAGAAAGAAUUGAUAUUUUAAAAAAAGACAUCCGGAUGUUUUUGAGAUUUUUUUAUACAAACAUUUUCUGAUGUUUCUAGAUUAAUUGGGCAAAUGUACUGGGUUAGGUUCGUAUCAGCUAUAAUACUGAUUACACAUAUCUGAACUCAUAUUGUCUAACACCAGGCAGGUGUGUCUUUACAGAGCCAAAACAUAGGCCUUUUCUCAAUUGUGUUCUGCUCGCUUCCUGUCUCCUCACCUCUCUCUCCUCUCUCCUUGACUCCUCUCUCGGGUCUAUUUGAAAACCCACUGGAAGAGGGAAAGGACAUUCUGGAUGGAGAUGAGGAGAUGAGGAGCGAGAAAUGCUAACUUUGAAAAGGGAGACAGAUUCUGGCUCUAUUUAAUCUCAGAAACCAACAGAAAGUGACUUUCAGGUCUGAUGUUUAGGCCUACUAAGUAUCAAACCCACACUGUCAGUCCAUUAGGUCAUUUCCGUUCAGAUGAUCUGAUGUGUAUUGUAUCCAAGUAUGACAUAGUAUGAACCCUAAUAAAGUGUCACGAAAGAAUGUUUCUGUUCAUGAGGAUAAUAAAGAUAAUGGUGUUGAUGAAGAUGAAGAUGUGGGGAUGAUGAUUAUGUGUGUUAAGAUAAUGAUGAGGAUCUUUUUUUCAUAUUUAGAAGACUAAAUGUGAGACUCUGCACCAAUAGGUUCAACAGUAGAACAUUUAGGACGAGAGAGAUUCUAAUAUCCCAUGGUUCAACAAGGGACCAUGUUUCGUGUUUGGUAUGACUGGGAGUGAAUGCUAAAGUGAACAGUAAACUUAUGGUGAAUUUCAGCAGAAAUAUUCCAAAAAAGCCUAGCAAAACUGAUUUACCAUCAUUCUAUUAAUUUAGAUGUUUUAAGUGAUCUAAAGCCCAUUAUAACCACUGCUCAUGUUUUCAACGAUAAUCUAUCAAUGCACUGGUCCUAUGAAUUAAUUUUUUUCCUAACACAUCCACAUGGAAUCUCACAUAGUCUUAACCUGAUAUUGUUGAACCUAGCUAGGCUUCAGGGUGCCACAAAAAAGGCUUCAGAAUGUUGAAGGAACAGUCUUUGGAUUGUCAAUCCAGGCUUCAGAAUGUUGAAGGAACAGUCUUUGGAUUGUCAAUCCAGGCUUCAGAAUGUUGAAGGAACAGUCUUUGGAUUAUCAAUCCAGGCUUCAGAAUGUUGAAGGAACAGUCUUUGGAUUGUCAAUCCAGGCUUCAGAAUGUUGAAUGAACAGUCUUUGGAUUGUCAAUCCAGGCUCCAGAAUGUUCAAGGAACAGUCUUUGGAUUGUCAAUCCAGGCUCCAGAAUGUUGAAGGAACAGUCUUUGGAUUGUCAAUCCAGGGUUCAGAAUGUUGAAGGAACAGUCUUUGGAUUGUCAAUCCAGGCUUCAGAAUUUUUAUUUGUGAUGGAACCUGACCUUCAACCAUCAGAAGCCUUGUCUUUUUAACCCUUGAGGGAAGAGGGAGUGAGCCUAGGGUGUGUUCUGGCUGUCAAAAGACAUGCUAACUGUCCGCAAUAAUUUCCCAGAACUGAACGAGUGUUUCCAAGGCUGUACUUGUAACGUUUUAUUGUUGCUGAUUAUUAUAUUGAUCAAACAUUGUCUUGAAGGAUGUUCCCUGUUGUCUAAAAUAUAAACUUUUUUAUUCCUGAAAGA